UUGCCCUCUAUACUGACUGCAUUGCACGUCCUCAUCCGUAAUCAAGCCGACCGUGUUUUGUACGUGUUAGCUUUUGUGUCGAGGCUGAUCUGUUGACUACACACGACAUGGCCGCAUCAGAGGCCAAGUCAAAAACUGAUCUGAAGGUGAUAGUUCUAGGGGCAGCCAGUGUGGGGAAGACGUGUCUCCUACAGCGCUACCUCACCGGGGAGUUUGCCGAUACCAUUUCUAGUAUUGGAGCCUCACUAGCUCUGAAGAGAUGGGGAGAUUGGAACGUAGCUCUUUGGGACACGGCUGGGGAGGAGCGCUAUGCCUCUCUCUCCUCGUUCUACUGCCGCGGAGCAGCGGUGGCCAUACUGGUGGUUGACCUGACAGAGGCGGCCUCUGUCACCAGACUGAGGGAGGUGUUCAUCCCUCUCCUGCACGACUCGGUGGAUAGCUGUCUCACUGUCGUGGUGGGCACCAAGCUGGACCUCGCCUCUGGGACAGAUAGAGAGGUGAAGACCAGUGUUGGAAGGGCAUUGGCCGAAGACGAGCACAGAAAACAGGUGGAGAGGGCCCUCAUGAGGGACGCCAACUCCUACCUCCAAUCAGUGCCCACCGAGAAGUUGUACUACGAGACAAGUGCCAAGACGGGGGAGGGCGUGGCCGAGGUGUUUGAGUUCAUUCAGGGCACAUUGCUGGAGGAGAUGGAGCGGCGGAGGAGUGGUGGUGGGGGGAGGGGUAAGGGGGCAGGAGGGAUGGACAGAGCAAUUAGAGUGGGGGAGGGAGGGCCAACUAAGAACAAGUCUUGCUGUGACAAAUAGCAUUACAUGUGCACUCACUAUACACUUUGAUAGACUUACUUUUAUGCUUGCGAUUUUCACCUUUGCAAAAUGGUUCACAAAUGAUUGCGAGUUUGACGUGAUUCUAAAUACAAGUGAAAAGCCCAAAAAAUUUG
This is a messenger RNA of Geodia barretti, 940 nucleotides long. NCBI's taxonomy places the organism in Eukaryota, Metazoa, Porifera, Demospongiae, Tetractinellida, Geodiidae. The record is from the annotation of a GenBank genome assembly.